CAAUCUUUGGUAACAGUUCAGGGUCUUCCAUCUAGGGUCAUGGUUCUUGGGUUUUAGCAGGGGCUUCCUGAUGUGAUGUAAUGUCCGGUCAAUGAACCUUCGGCUUCGAGGGCUCACUCAUGUGUUCCGCCUGUAUCGCAGCACAUUACUACAUGUUUUACAGUCUACGAUAUAUUACUCCUCCUGGUCGCUGCAUGCAUUCACUUGGACCUAUGUCAUGCCUUGUGAGGUGAAGCGUAGGUUCGUACUUCUCUACGGAUCUCAGCGUGGACAAGCACAAGCUAUCGCCGAAGAACUUUCUGAUCAGGCAGCAGAGCAUGGAUUAGUAGCUGAUUUGUUUUGUUUGAGUAAGAAGGAGAAGUACAACUUGGAGAAGGAAACUGCUCCAGUGGUUUUCAUUGUUUCUACAACUGGAGAUGGGGAGCCUCCUGACAAUGCCUUGUCCUUUGUGAAAACUAUCAAGAAUAAGAGCCUGCCCCGAGACUACUUUGCUCAUCUUAACUAUGCAGUCUUAGCUUUGGGAGACACAAAUUACGCAAACUUCUGUAACUGUGGGAAGACCAUUGAUGGCCGUCUUCAGGAACUAGGAGCCAAACAUUUCUACUCCACAGGAUAUGCAGAUGAUGGUGUUGGGCUUGAAAUAGUCAUUGAUCCGUGGAUUGAAGGAGUGUGGGAGGCAAUCAAGAAGUCCGUAGCAGAGAUGGCCACCCCAGGGCAACAGGACACUGACUCUGCUAGGAGCUUGCACACCACUGAUCUUACUGCUGCUGCGGGCCAGGAGAACACACGGGCAUCUGGAUUAGAUGUUGGUGUAGCCUCUCUAACACUCAAGGACAAGCCAGCCCAGGCAUCAGAAGUGCCAAAGUCCACUUCUGAGGUGGAGAAGGGAGAGCCUAAACCUGUUGUGCUGGAGGUGUCGUUGACACAGUCUCUGCCGCCACUGUCAGAAUCCGCGCUGAAUGUGCCUUCUCUUCCCCCUCCAUUUCUCAAUGUCUCUCUGGAGGAUGCACCUGCCCAAGAGUUGUCUGGCCCAGUGCGUCUGGACCACCAUCAAGAAGUGUCCAUUUCAAAGACAGUACAGCUUACUCGGGACGAUGCAGUCAAAACAGCCAUCAUGUUAGAGCUGGACAUUUCAGGGAAGGACAUGCCUUAUCAGCCAGGAGACUCUUUUGACGUCUUGUGUCCGAAUGAUGCCAGUGAGGUACUAAAGCUUAUCCAGACACUGAGGCUGGAGCAGCAAAGCCAUCACCGCGUUCAGCUGGAGCUCAGGAAAGACACCAAGAAGAAAGCUGCCCAGCUUCCCCCAUACGUUCCAGUGGGCUGCACCCUGCUGUAUCUGCUCACCUGGUGUUUGGAGAUCAGAAGUGUUCCGAAGAAGGCCUUCCUGAGGGCGCUAGUGGAGUGCACCAGCGCAGCCCCUGAGAAGAGACGCCUGCAGGAGCUGUGCAGCAAGCAAGGCACGGCCGACUACAACCGCUUCAUCAGGGACACCAGCGUCUGUCUGCUGGACCUCCUGCUAGCCUUCCCAUCAUGUCAUCCGCCUCUGAGCCUACUCAUAGAACACUUGCCGAAGCUGCAGCCAAGGUCCUACUCAGCAGCGAGCUCCAGCCAGAGGCAUCCAGGCAAGCUGCACUUUGUGUUCAACAUAGUACAGUUUCCAGCAUGCCCUGAGAGACUGGUGGCCAGGAGAGGUGUGUGCACGGGCUGGCUGUCCAGCCUGGUCUCCCCCAUCCUCCAGUCCGACAGCGCCAUGCAGGGCCCAGUAGAAACCACCGUUAGUGCCUCACUGCCUAUGAUACACGUGGGUCUGCGUCCAGGUAACGCUUUCCGCCUGCCCUCUGACCUCUCCGUUCCCAUGGUAAUGGUGGGUCCUGGCACAGGGGUGGCUCCCUUCAUCGGCUUCCUCCAGCAAAGGGAGAAGGAGAGGGUGAAUCAUCCAGACGGUUGUUUUGGGGAAACAUGGCUGUUCUUUGGCUGCCGCCACAAAGAUCGAGACUUUCUCUUCAGAGAGGAGCUGGAGCGGUUUGUGGACAACGGCACCCUGACCUGCCUGAAAGUCAGCUUCUCCAGAGACGCCUCCGAGGGGGCCCAGUCCCAGUCCAGCCCCAGAUAUGUCCAGCACAACCUGCUCCUUCAUGCCAAAGAGGUUGCCAACAUCCUUCUCAAAGAGAAGGGCUACUUCUAUGUCUGCGGGGAUGCUAAAAACAUGGCCAAAGAUGUUAAUGAUGUCCUGGUAGACAUUAUUGUGGCCGAGAUGGAGGUGGACAAACUGGAGGCUAUGAAGACUAUAGCCAAUCUGAGGGAGGAGAAACGUUACCUGCAGGACAUAUGGAGCUGAGCCGCGUCCAGAGACAUCUCCCCAGAGUGCUGACCUAAGACUGCCUGCAUGGAUGACCAGUUUUAAAGGGCCGAGAUGUCAGUCACUGUCUCCCUCACCUCCUGCCUUUCAAAGACUGCACAUACUGUAUGACUUAGACAGAUGCAUCAGUUGAGUGGUUUGAAAUAAUGAUCUCCAGCAAACUGGACUUGAAACUUGAAGAAUUUUACUCAAGAAUUUGUUUGUGCCAGAAGUCAUGUGCAUGUGCAUAUCGUGCGCACACACACACACACACACACACACAGACACAAACACACACUCACACACACUAAGGUGCCACAUACACACACAACAAACUUGUGCCUUGCAUCCAUAAACUGUAAUGUAUGACACAGAAUUCAUGGUGAGAAGACUGUUCUCCAGGCCAGAGGCUUCAGUAUGCAAGCGAAAAGGACAUUGAUAUUGGUUAGUAGGCUACAGUUGAUAGCAGUAAUGUCACUGCCACACAUGCAAUAUAUAAUGUCCUUACCAGUAUAAACUGAACUUUGGCAGGCCAUCACAGUUUAGUGAAUUAUUUGCAGAAUCUCUGUACAAUAAACGCCCUAAAAUCUCAAAUAAAUUGUACCUUUCAAAAGGCAGUCUGUGAAAGA
Alosa alosa (allis shad) is the source of this 2967-nucleotide messenger RNA. It is a transcript of the gene mtrr, whose product is annotated as 5-methyltetrahydrofolate-homocysteine methyltransferase reductase. Gene Ontology annotation, biological process: homocysteine metabolic process. The record is from RefSeq and is a predicted model, not a curated record. Bases 92 to 2338 code for a protein of 748 amino acids. Gene Ontology annotation, molecular function: FMN binding; [methionine synthase] reductase (NADPH) activity; flavin adenine dinucleotide binding. The transcript is spliced from 15 exons. Gene Ontology annotation, cellular component: cytosol. NCBI's taxonomy places the organism in Eukaryota, Metazoa, Chordata, Actinopteri, Clupeiformes, Clupeidae.